AUGGAGGAUUGGGGCCCCCUGGACCAGUCCAUCAUUGUGGGCACGGACGAGGGCUUGAUCAUUGUCACGACGCUGCAAGGACAAGAGCUGCACCGCGUCGAAGCGCACUCGGACAGCAUAAAAAGCGUCUCGUUUAACCAGGAUCGCUCGGUGAUGCUCACGGUAGGUCGCGACAAACUCGCGUUGCUGUGGAACACGACGACGAUGGAGCUGAUCGGCAAGUACUUGAUGGACCGGCCGCUGAACGCGUGCGCGCUGAAUCCGCUGAUGGACGCGGAAAACCCGGACGAGCGCUACUAUCACUGCAUCCUAGCCGGUGGACAGGACGCGAGUGAGGUGACGACGUCCGCUUCCGCGCAAGGUUCCUUCGAAACGAUCAUUCUGAACUUAGUCACGAAAGAGGAGAUUGGCAGAAUCACAGCGCACUACUCGCCAACGACGUGUCUGACGUACUUGCGCGACGGCAAGAGCUUUGUGACGGGUACGUACGAAGGAAAUUGUAAAAUCAUUGCGCUGCCAGACGCGUUUUUCGCAGCAGAAGGCGCGUGA
Dermatophagoides pteronyssinus (European house dust mite) is the source of this 549-nucleotide messenger RNA. RefSeq names its product eukaryotic translation initiation factor 3 subunit I-like. The record is from RefSeq and is a predicted model, not a curated record. Lineage: Eukaryota; Metazoa; Arthropoda; Arachnida; Sarcoptiformes; Pyroglyphidae.